Molecule: messenger RNA, 355 nt
Organism: Bactrocera tryoni
Lineage: Eukaryota; Metazoa; Arthropoda; Insecta; Diptera; Tephritidae
Exons: 3
Coding region: 23-355 (110 amino acids)
Source: RefSeq, a predicted model, not a curated record
GUUAAAAUAAUUAAAAACAAAAAUGGAAUCACCCCGAGAUAAUGACGUCAAAGCCAAGCGUAUCCGUUGCAACCCAACCCGUAGAUGGGCGGCAGCAGAAGAGAAGUCUCUAAUUGAGUUUCUGUUGGAAAAUCGUCAACUUGAGAAGCCGUCCGCUCAAGCUUACUAUAAGCAAUUCUGCAUGGCAAGUAAUCUAACCAUGGAGUGGAAGCUUGUGCGUUCUAAAGUGCGGAACAUGAGAGUGAGCUACAACAAAGCGAAGACAUGGGAAGGCUCGACGGGAGCAGGUAGCAUGAGUGGUGAAACUAUUAAAAGUGGUAUAUUAGAUGUUUCAGGUGCCAAUUUAUUUGAAUAA